AUGCGAGGCUGGAAGUAUCAUCUUCAGAAUGACAUCUUGACACAUGUCAAAACAGCCAUGGAGGCUGACGAAUCGGGGCUCCUUGCAUCUUGUGGUAAUAUGAAGGACCUUGUGAAGACAUUUCAAAGACGUUUUACUCCGGAGAACUUCUUUGAAGUUUUCCAAUUCGUGUGCCACUAUUUGAGCCUCGAAGAAAGCACUCAGCUGGCGCAACUGUAUGCCAUUGAUAUCUACAUGCACUUCUGUGCAAGGGCAAAGCUGAUGGCCGAUUGGGAGCCCAAACCACCCGGAACACCACCCGCACUCACACGCAAAUUUGACAAAAUAUAUGGAACAAUUCUCACUCUUUGA
Messenger RNA from Pseudogymnoascus destructans, 351 nucleotides. RefSeq lists its product as uncharacterized. Lineage: Eukaryota; Fungi; Ascomycota; Leotiomycetes; Thelebolales; Thelebolaceae. The transcript has 2 exons. The record is from RefSeq and is a predicted model, not a curated record. Bases 1 to 351 code for a protein of 116 amino acids.